This is a messenger RNA of Aureobasidium namibiae CBS 147.97, 1848 nucleotides long. RefSeq lists its product as uncharacterized. The transcript is spliced from 3 exons. NCBI's taxonomy places the organism in Eukaryota, Fungi, Ascomycota, Dothideomycetes, Dothideales, Saccotheciaceae. The record is from RefSeq and is a predicted model, not a curated record. Bases 1 to 1848 code for a protein of 615 amino acids.
AUGCCCGUCACCCUCAGCUCGCAUCACAGAUGGCAUGUGCCGCACCAGCACAUGCCUAGCAUCGCGACCUUUGCAGAUGCCACAGUCAACGACGCACCAACGCUGGUGCAGCGCUCAGCUGCUACCUCUGCCACAUCGACUUGCAAGGCCGGAGACAACACAGGAACAUGCCAGAAGCCGACCACUGCCGGUAACUCGACCAGUAUCAUCAUCGGUGUCGCCGUAGCUGUUCCCGUAGUCAUUGCCGCUCUCGUCCUCUUCUUUCUGCACAGACGCGUCAAGCGAAAGCACGCUCAAGAGGACCGUGACGACAAGUACAAGUCGCUCGACUUUGGCUUGGACGAUGUGUCAGCCAAGGGCAGAGGGCCCAAGGGUGUGCCUGAGAUGACCAUCACCGACAUGGAGAAGUCGACCAAAAACAUCAUGCACACCAAGGGCCUCUCGCUUGACAUGAUGAACACUCCCUAUCUGCUUCCUGGUGCCGUCAGCAGCUCUUCCUCUUCGCUCCGCUCAAUAUCUCGCUCAAUCACCGAUGGCGAAGACCCCUACCGUCCCGUGACCAUGACCAGCACCAACUCCAGCUCCAUUCCCGACCGCACUUCUUCGCGACCCAAGCCCGGCAAUGCUUCUGUCUACACCGAAUACAGCGAACGAUCCGAGAACCUCAAUGCUGGCCUCCUGCACAACGCCCAGCGCAUGUCGCGCUCCAACCCCUUCGACGACCAGUCCCCUGAGCGCGUCUACUCGCCCGAGUACUCGGCUGCUGCUCCUGCUCCCCCGCCGCCAGCCCACAUGAACGCUUCAUUCUCUGCAUCUGCCGCCCCUCGUAACAAGCCCGCUCCUCCAAAGCUCACCAUGCCCAACCCUGAUGUUUUCCACAUCACUCCCCCUUCGCCACCCGAACACCAGCGCGCUCCUGCACCCCCUGCUCACGUCACUGCUCCCUCGCCUCCUGCUCACCAACAAGAUGCCGCUGCCGCUCACUACCCUGUCAACGACUAUGCACAGGACAACCUGUACGCUGCUGCUCCCGACGCCCGCCGUGUGUCGGUCAUGGGCCUUCGUCCCCUUCCUCCGGACCACCCUGAUGACAACCCUGAACAGCGCGCCAACCGUAUCCGCUCUUUCUACAAGGAAUACUUUGAUGACAGCAAGCCCAACCCUCAAGGACAAUAUCAGAACGAGUACGAGGCCGACAUCUACGCCGACUACAGCGCCUACAUGUACGAAGCUCCCCAGGCUCCCUUCGCUCAGCCCAUGGCUCGUCGUGCCAUGACUCCUCCUCCUCGUGUGGGUGGUGGCCGUGUCCGCAGCAACACUUCUUUCGGCUCGACCGGUCACAUUGCCAACCCUGCUUUCCGUCGCCCUCCUCAGCAGCCCAAGAAGAAGCUGCCCCCACCGAUCGCUCUGCACAACCUGCCCACUCCUUCUGCCAUGACCGACGAUAUGACUUUCACGCCUACCCUCUUUGCCCCUCCCGUCUCAUACCGUGAUCGUCAAGCCGGCCGCACGCCAGACAGUCCCUCAAGACCCUACAGCCCUGCCGUCCGUGCCUUCACACCUCUUGCAACGAGUUUCGAUGACCUUGCUGUGAUUCCCAGCGCCCACGCUCUUCGCAAGUCGUCGACUUUCACCGCUCUGGACUUUGCACCCCCACCACGCUUCCGCAACGAAGGCACCGCAAGUGAUGCCGGCAGUAUUCGCAGCAACCGCAGUGGCAUCUCCAACGUCCAACAAAACGCCAUCCGUGCUGGUGCCUACCGCGUCAGCCGUUUGCCAGGCGACAUGGUAGGCACACAAAGCGACCUCAACGCAGCCCUUAAGCCCUCUUGGGACAUGAGCCGCUAA